Molecule: messenger RNA, 2599 nt
Organism: Copidosoma floridanum
Lineage: Eukaryota; Metazoa; Arthropoda; Insecta; Hymenoptera; Encyrtidae
Gene: tra2
Product: transformer 2
Molecular function (GO): RNA binding
Source: RefSeq, a predicted model, not a curated record
UAUACACGUGCGUGUUUAUUGGCUAAAUGUUGUAUGUGUAUACUUACGUGUAGGAUUACUGAGUACUUUUUUUGAGCUGCAUAAAGAUAAAGUGCAUAAAAUAUUUGCAAUAUAGGUACUUCUUCACGCUUGUGUGGUUGCGUCUCUCUGAGGCUCUGUAGCAGUGUAGCCAUCAGCAAAUCAUCCAGAGGGAGAGAGCCAAAAAGCACGAAGGUGCUAGUCGGGCAGCCAUAGCUCAUUCCCAUGCACAUGUAGAGCAGCGAUACUCGCUACUUGAGCUUUGUAUAUGUAAGAAGAAAGCCACUUAACGUAAAAAUAUUAAUUUUUAUUCGUUGAACUUGGACAUUUUUCUCGUUGGAUAUAAGUAGAAAGAACUUGAUAGGUGUCUAGCUACAAAUCUCCAUGAUAUGGAUGACUCUAAGCAAAGAAGCACCAGUCGCAGUUCAAGUCCAAGACGCUCCCGAAGAGACGACGUCAUGCAGGAAUCACGCUCGCACUCCAAGUCAAGCAAGUAUCGGGACCACAAGGAGUCUAGCCACCGGUCCGUGAAAAAUUACUCGAGGUCGCGCAGCCAUUCGAUGACCCGAAGCCGCAAGUCAUACCGGAGCUCCAAGUAUAAUGAUGGCCGCAAGGGUGAAAGCAGAAGCCGCAGCCGAUCGCCUUACCGUGGAGGCCGUGGAUCUCGUAGCCGCUCGCGCUCCUACUCUAGGUCCCGCUACUCCAGGGACCGCAACUUCCAUAGGUCGCACUCCAGGAGUCCGAUGUCAUCAAGGAGGCGUCACAUCGGCAACAGAGACAACCCCUGUCCUGGCCGCUGCAUUGGUGUCUUUGGCCUCUCCAUUAGCACAACGGAGCAGCAGCUCUACCACAUCUUCUCCAAGUAUGGGCCUGUCGAAAGUGUGGUUGUGGUCAACGACGCCAAGACAAAGCGUCCCAAAGGCUUUUGCUUUGUGUACUUUGAAUCAGUUGAAGAUGCAAAAGUAGCCAAAGAACAGUGCAGUGGGAUGGAAAUUGAUGGAAGAAGAAUCAGAGUGGACUAUUCUAUCACGGAACGUGCUCAUACUCCAACACCAGGAAUUUACAUCGGCAAACCAACGCAUACAUAUGACAACCGAGGUGGUGGUGGUGGUUAUGGAUACGGUGGUGGCGGUGGCGGCAAUUGGGAUGGACCGAGAAGGAGAGAUUAUAAUAACAGAGGAAAUUAUCGGCGUUCACCUAGCCCCAGCUAUUCAAAUCGUCGACGCUCCAGUCGCUACGAGAAAAGAUCCAGAUCGCCUUCGUACUCACCACGUUUUGAAUCAAGAGGUAUCGGAUGAUAGAGGGAAGUUUGCAAGUUUCAAACGCUCAGAGAAAAAGAAUGAAAAAAAGAAAAAAUGUUGAAAUUUUUGAAAGAGAACAGUUGAAGAUGAAUUUAAUGAAGAUCUUAACUCUUGAAUCAAUGAAGAUUCUUCUGAUGAUUAUUGCGCGCUUCUAGUAUGUGACAAAGAAUAUGAUCAUUCCAGUCAACAAAGAAACUCAAGUUUCGAAGUUUUUGAAGAUCCACAAGCUUCAAUAUUAAGUCAAGAUUACAAUCAAAUAGGGGCUUGACUGAACUUUAAUUUCAAGUCUAGGGGCGCAAAAUUAACUGAAUCGUUCGUACAAUGACAGCUUAUGUAAUAACAAGAUCCUUCACUUUUUUCAUAGGUAGGAAGUGAGCAUGUGCUCUUUACUACUUCACACGAUCAUAUUCUUUAUCAAUAUUUUAUCUUUUUUUAACUUGGACUUCCAAUUCCACUUCUCACUGAUUAAUCCUAUUAUUAUCUACUGCCCUUGCAUCCCAAUUACCUCGACUCAUCCUUUUAAUUUUUUUUUUUUUUUUUUUUCUCACUGUUAGAAGUAUAAUUUAAUCAAAAUAAGUAAUUUAUACCGAUUACUUGCCAAUAAAAAUGAUCAUCAAUAUAAUUUAUAUAAUAUAAUUAAUAAAUUUUGAAAUGUGUACUUGAAAGCAACGAAAUGAUUUAAAAGAAUAAUGCGUUAUUUUUAUUCAGGAAAUUAAAUUGAUUUGGUAUAUCAAGAUAGUUAUCUUAUAAUACGACUACUGAUUACAAUUUUCUUUAAAUCUUGUUUUUUGCUCUGAACUGAGAUAACCAUUGCAAGUAGUGUAACACAGCUAACAUAAUAUAUACACCAAUAAUUUAAUUUCGUCAUACAUUCAAAAGCACAGAGUAUUUUUAUGAAAUUAUAAGGAUAAAUUUAAGUUCAUACCAUCUGUAUAUGCAAUAUAAAAUUUGAAGAGUAGUAAAAAAAAAAUUUUCUUACAAAUGUAAGGACCUACAGAUUAGUAAUUAUAAAAGUUUUGCAAUCGCUACUUGGUGAAAAAAUAAUGCUUAAGUAUGGUUGAUAAUUAAAAUCGCUUUUAAUAUUUUCUGCCGUCACUGAUAAAGAGCCGCACCACCAAAACAAGCAGCCAACAAAAUAAUUUACCGUCACAUGGUAAAACGUUCUGGGUUCUCCGCAUCUUCGACUUCAGCAGCUGAUUUGUUUGACGUCGUGAUGAAAACACCAACUGGACUAGUGCGAUCGACUAACCAUUAUUUGUGUGACGUUUCAUAGCUUAAAA